AUUUGAAAGUCCGUGAGAAGGAAGCGGCUAGAAGUGAAAGUGUACUACGGAUAUGAGAAGUACCCGGUCAUGCUGUCCAUGCAACAGUUUUCCUCAUUGAACUCUGAAGAACAAUGUUCUCAAGUUGGCUUCACUAACGGGGUAAGGGCAAGCACGUUGUUAUACUACGAAAUGAGAUGUUAUGUUUCUUAAAAUACGUUGAAUAGAAACUGCUCUGUUAGUACUCGUUUACUGUCUAAUAUAUAAUCCAGCCAAUAUACAUUUCACGGUAUAAGAAAUGUAUACGCCGAUUUGUGCUUUUUUGUUAAUUUUGUGUUUAUUACAGAACAAUUGAUUUUUAACAUUUGUGUACUCGGUCUGCUUCAAGCCCUGCCUUACGAAUAAGAGUUAAAACCUGACCGUGAAGUUUGUGUUUGUGUCGCACUAGCUGGGCAGGGAGCUGCCAGAUGUCAGACCUGAACCCCGUGGUGUGCAAAAAUAAGUCUAGCAUUAGCGGUUUCUGAAUGGUGCUAAGCGUGAUGUUGUAAUUGGGCUACAUGGUGAGGAAAUAAGACGUUGAGAAUUAGACCCGAAAACCCGGGGCGCCCAGGAAAGUGCGGGCAGUCAAACCUGAACCCCGGAGCGCCCAGGAAAGUGCGGGCAGUCACACCCGAUCAUCGCAGCAACCUGGAAGGCGUUGAGUGUCUGACUCUACCCUCGGAGCACGAUGUCAUAUCACACUGUUUUACAUAUUGGUUCCCAUUAGACUCUUAGCUAUACGUAGCACGUGGAUAAAGGGUUGUGCCUGUUUCGCAUGUAUUUUUCUCCGUUUCUUGAAAAGCGCCUGCAGCUGUAUUGUACUCUACAACCAUAGACUGGAUACGUGCAUAUCACUAUAGCGGCAACUGUACCUGCGUGUCAGAUGUUUGCGGUAAUUUGAUAGCAGUAACAGAUUCAUGCAGGUCGUGUUUCAAUAUUACGCUGCCUGCUAGAGCUGACGAAUGCACUGGGAUUGUCAGUAAUGACUAUUUUAAGAUCUGAAGUGUGAAACUGUUUUUCCCAUUCCGGCACAGCGCCUCCUCCUCACACCCAGAGAAGAUACGAGGUCUCUGCUUGCCCUAGGAGGUUAAAAAUAAACUUCUUCCGAAGAUGAGAUUUCAGAUCCCCAUUCUUUACAGUACCACCGGUACUGGAAUGGAAAAUCUGAAGUUAACAAAUACCUGGUUAUAAAUAGGCAGAGACCAUGGUCCCCCAGGCUGUCUGCAUCUGCGACCUGUUUUCGGACUGGGUCCUAGCGCAGUCGGAAGAAGUUACUCAACAAAAUCCGACACUUGGUUUAAACACAAAAAUCAGCAUAUUAAAAUAAUGAAAUGAUUUCAUUAUAGGAAAAGCUGGAACGCUAACUGCCCAAGUUUGAGAUUUACCUUUCUCUAUACUCCGUUACGAGUAAUGUCUCAAGUAAACGCUAACCCAUGAUAAAUUUAUCAAAUCAUGGGUGACCAAAUGAUCGCGUAUAUUUCAGCCGAUUCUACUGCAGUUAUUUCUGAAUUGAAGGAAAAUCGGAACAACGAUAGCACAUUUACACGGAUUAACUCAGAGACUGCAUGGUGGAGAAUCUUGGAACGCAGCGCUAGGACCCUGGGGCGGAGCGAUGGAGAGGUCCCGUCUGAAAAGUCCUUAUGGUGGGGCGGGUCGGACGCUGUUCUGAAAGCCCAAGCUGUCUAUUAUCGGCUCUCCUGAGCUUAAGUUUGAAAAGUAGUCAUUCAUUGUGAAAUUGUUAGAGUGUCGAUGCCGUCCCGCAGGUUGCUGUAAUCAGCCGGCUUUAGGAGGCACCGGUUUGUAGCCGUGGCUCUGCUGCCAGGUAAGAUGUCCUAUUCAAACUGAGGUCUUCUGAGCAGAUCAGCACGUUGUGCAUAUCGUGACCGCAGGCGCAAAAUAUUCUGCUGUGGAGUAGUGUAUCACGUCCAUAUUUUAUUAUUGUUUAUUCUGUUUUAUAAUUACAGUCAAUAUUUUUAAAUGAUGAUGGUAGUAGUAGUGCGAGAUGAAAUGCUGGUAUCAAAAAUGUUGUAAUUAUGGUGUCCUCACUCGUAAUCAUGGUCAAAUGUAGUGCAAAAUAACCUGCGAUAGCACGUUAAGGAGCAAAUGGUGUCGGGUCAGAGGUCUUUAUUAUUUUUAAGGACAAUUAACAUGUCGGGAGUGCUUUGUAUAACAUUCUGUCACUGUGUUUUAUUUAUGAUUUCUGAUUAUUUCAAACACCCGUUUGUACCUUAAUAUAUCCGCUGAACAUGAUCGUUGCAUCGUGCGAUGUUAGUGUAUCUACGUGCAUGAAUCCGAAUACGUAGGUAAGCUGACCGUGUACUAAGGUCUAAGUGUUUUAUAUGGUAGUUUGACAGUUUUUGCUGCACCGCCGGCUGCCUGAAACAGGUGUUGGGGACAGAUGAGGACAAUAUGGGGGACGUUUGCUCUCAGAAGCUGGGAUCAGUCAGGUACCUCCGGCUGCUGCUCGUCAUCCUGAUGCCCUGUACGUGCGCCCUUCUCUGCUUGCUGCUUAUCUGCUUGGCACUUAAUGGUACAAUAGGAAAUGGUGUUCUGGAGUCUGGGGAGACGCACCCCCUUCCCGCCAGCAAAGAGGCCCCUCGCACUGAUCUGCCCCUCACAGGCUUCGACUUGGGGCCACAGGUCUCUUCCGCCGGGCUGGAUCGCAGCACGCAGUCCGUGCUGAUGAGCAGCAGCCGUGACCCCAUCACCCAGGGCAUGGGUCACCUGAAGCCUCGCUCCAGCAGCCCCACAUUCCAGCCCCCCACCCUCACUGCCACCCCUGAUGUCCCCACCACUGCUGUGCCCAGCUGGGUGACAUCACUGUCCACUCUCAGUCCACUGUGGUCAGACACAACACUGCAAGCGAUGGAUCUCAACAUGGAUCUGGACGUCUGUUCGGAUAUUAGCCAGAGCCAGUGCCACAUGCUGCCAUACAACCGGACCAGUGUGUUCUCCCGCAGAGUCAUCGUCAAGAGUGUCGAGGUGGACAUGUUCCUCAAGUUCUUCAGCUACCUGAACCGCCUCAGCUGCUACCGACACAUCAUGCUUUUUGGCUGCAGCCUGGCACUCCCAGAAUGUGUCACUGAGGGAGAAGAAAGGCGGCUGAUCUUCCCCUGCAUGUCGUUCUGCGAGGCAGCGCGGGAUGGCUGUGAACCUGUCCUGCAGAUGUUCAAUGCCUCCUGGCCUGACUUCCUCCGCUGCUCACAGUUCAGCAACCAGUCUGCUGCCGGAAACAGCGGCAGUGCUGUGUGCUACAGUCCACGACACGUCAAGGGCAAACCCUCUCUGUGUGGUGGGCGAGACAAUUUCCUGUGUGCUACUGGAAUCUGUGUCCCUGGGAAACUGGUGUGUAAUGGGUACAAUGACUGCGAUGACUGGAGUGAUGAAGCUGACUGCCGCUGCAGUGGGGAGCAGUUUCACUGUGGAACGGGACGCUGCCUCAGUCCCAGCUUUGUGUGUGAUGGUUAUGAUGACUGCGGGGAUCUGAGCGAUGAGCAACGGUGUGUGUGUGAUCCAGAUAGAGAACAUCGGUGCGGAGAUGGCCGCUGCAUCACCAGGGACUGGCUGUGCGAUGGUGACCACGACUGCUUGGACAAGAGUGAUGAAGUCAACUGCUCCUGCAAGAGCCAAGGCCUGCUUGAGUGCCGCAACGGCCAGUGCAUCCCCAGCGCCUUCAGAUGCGACGGCGACGAGGACUGUAAGGACGGCAGCGAUGAAGAAAACUGCAGCAACCUGCAGGGUCAGAGUGCGUGUGGCACAGGAAGCACAAGCUGCAUCGCCAGUGCCUGCACACAGGGAUGUCCUGCCAGUGGCACUUGUGACAGCCGCAGCAGCACAGCAAACUGCAGCCGCUGUGAGGCCAUUACACUGGAGCUGUGUAUGAACCUGCCUUACAACACCACCAGUUUCCCCAACUACCUGGGUCACCAGACCCAGAAGGAGACUUCCAUCAGCUGGGAGUCCUCCCUUUUUCCUGCUCUGGUGCAGACCAACUGCUACAAGUACCUCAUGUUCUUUGCUUGCACUGUGCUGGUACCCAAAUGUGACCCUGAAAGCUACCAGAAGGUACCCCCUUGCAGGUCUCUGUGCCGGAAUUCCAAGGAGCGCUGUGAGUCUGUGCUGGGAAUUGUGGGAUUGCAGUGGCCAGAGCACUCGGAUUGCACCCAGUUCCCAGAGGAAGGACAGGAAAAUUCAACCUGUCUGCUUCCAGACCCGGACGUGGACGAAUGUUCUCCCAGCCACUUCAAGUGCCGGUCUGGAAGGUGUGUCCUGUCCUCAAAGAGGUGUGAUGGCCACUUGGAUUGUGAUGACGACAGUGAUGAGGAGAAUUGUGGAUGUAAGGAGAGAGGAUUGUGGGAAUGUCCCGGUAACAAAGCCUGCAUCAAGCACUCAAUGAUUUGUGACGGAUUCCCAGACUGCGCUGACCUGGCUGACGAGCGGAACUGCUCUGUGUGCAGUGAUAAUGAGCUUCCGUGCAAUAACCACAAGUGUGUGCAUCGCAUGUUGUGGUGCGACGGCGGGAAGCACUGCUCUGACAGCUCAGACGAGUGGGACUGCGUGUCUCUGUCCAAUACAUCCCUGUCGCUUCUGACGGUCCAUAAGACGGCGGCUGAGUACCAGGUCUGCGGAGACGACUGGCACCCGGAACUGAGCCGUUUGGCGUGUCGGCAGAUGGGUUUAGGUAUCCCCGUGGCUGUGGAGAUGGUGCCGGAGCAGGCCGGCCUGCUGGGCCGUAGGCGCUGGCUCCAUGUUCACCCUGACUGGACUCACAGGAAUGGGUCUGCUCUGCAGGCGAUGCUGGAGAAGCGAGGGCAUUCUUGUCAUUCACGCAGAAGAGUAUCCCUCCGUUGUGCCAAAGAAGACUGCGGCCGGCGCCCCGCGGUGCGCAUGUCCAAGCGCAUCCUGGGCGGGAGGACCAGUCGGCCUGGCCGCUGGCCCUGGCAGUGCUCCCUGCAGAGUGACCCCAGUGGCCACAUAUGUGGUUGCGUGCUCAUCGGCCGCAAGUGGGCACUCACCGUGGCCCACUGCUUCGAAGGGCGAGAGAGUGCCGACGCAUGGAAGGUGGUGUUAGGCAUCAACAACCUGGACCAUCCAUCCCCCUUCAUGCAGACCAGGAAGGUUAAGAAAGUCAUUGUGCAUCCACGCUAUAACCGCGCAGUGGUUGACUACGACAUCAGUGUGGUGGAGCUGGACCAGGAUGUGGAGGAGAGCAGCUACGUGCGGCCGGUGUGCCUCCCCCACCGAGGCCAGCUGCCCCAGCCAGAUACCUACUGCUACAUCACUGGCUGGGGUCACAUGGGCAACAGGAUGCCUUUCAAGCUGCAGGAAGGUGAGGUGCGGAUCAUUUCCCUAAACCAGUGCCAGUCUUACUUUGACAUGAAGACCAUCACGUCCCGCAUGCUGUGUGCCGGGUAUGAGUCAGGAACUGUCGACUCUUGCAUGGGAGACAGCGGAGGUCCUCUGGUCUGUCAGGAAGUGGACGGUCGCUGGAGUCUCUAUGGCCUGACUUCCUGGGGGUCAGUUUGCUUUUCAAAAGUCCUGGGACCUGGAGUCUACAGUAACGUAACCCACUUUGUGGAGUGGAUUGAGAGACAGAUUUAUCUCCACACCUUCCUCAUUGAUUAAGCCCUAUUGGAAAUACUUUCGGCAUUUGGCAAAGGCUAAAGAUGGAAUGCAGAACCCUGAAGGGGGAAUAAUGUUGAGACUGAGUGCUAAUUAAUCAUGGUUACUUAUGCAGGGAUCUGAAGGUGUCACUGUGCUCAAUGAUCAUUCCAAGAUGUGCUCAGAUAUCCCAAAACCAAAUGGAGGAAAGUAUGACUUUAAAUCUGAGCCAUUUUACAGUUUAGUCAGCUUUUGGAAGUAACAAUAGCUAUAUUUGCCAUUGUUGAAGAUGCUAAGUCCUGCACAUCUUGGAAAGCAGCUGGUGAACUGUUCCUCAUGAUGGAUUCAGACCCGGACAGCUAGACAGUUAAAUGAUGGCCUGCUUUCCAAAAUGGAAAAUGUCUUUAAAAGAAGAUAGGAAGGAAGCACAAACAGACAAAUACAGUGAGGUGUGCAUUAAAUAAUAUAAACUGGUGUUCACGAUGAAAGCCAAUAAACCAACUUUUCACCAGAUCAGGAAGACUGUUAGGUCCAUUUAAAUGUUGUUUGGCUGUUGUCCAAAAUUAGAGACCUACUAUCAGCAGUAGUUUAGAUUAUAUCAAGGUACUUUGCUCCUGCUAUGCAGUUAUAUGUGAAUAUAAUGGUUUAUAGGAUCUGUAGUCACUGCCACUAUUUUUUGAUUGUAUUGUUGUAGCGCAUAUAUGUGUCCUUGAGAGGUAAAGUGGGCUGUCCCACAAAAACAAUGUCUUGAGAAAAUGAGCUCCAAAGUUGAAAUUAAAAAAAAAAAAAAUCAGUGUGUCUAUACCCUACAAUUGAUAUAUAUCAUAGGUAGCACAGAGGUAUGACUUAUCCAAUUGAAAAUAUUCAAUAAAAAGGGGGUAAGGGUCAGAAACAUGGGAUAGCCCACUUUCCCUCUCAAGGGCACAUAUAUACACUUAUAGAAUAACAUGCAGUGUAUAUAUACACUUAUAGAAUAACAGGCAGUGUAUAUAUACACUUUUAGAAUAACAGGCAGUGUGUAUAUACACUUGUAGAAUAACAUGCAGUGUGUAUAUACACUUAUAUAUAUACACUGUAUGUUCUCUAACAUGUUCCUGAGAAAUUUUGUGAUGUUUCAUGCUAUAGAAACCACAGGUACCAUGGGGUUGGGGCAGAUCUCUCCAUCCAUUCAUUUUCUGUGACCGCUUGUCCUAUUCAGGGUCACGGGGGGCGAGGCCUGUCCAGGCGGCUGUGGGUACAGGGAGCAGCCCAGCUUGGGGCACCUGCAAAACACUCAAAAACCUGAAAAUAACGAUGCCACAGUUUUAUAAAUACGAAGUAGCUAAUAAAUGGGUAAAUCCUCCAGUAAAUAUAGCACUUUACCUCAAAGUCGAUUCCUUCAUACCUGUUGCUUUUAUAAUAUUUUGUCCCCUCAUUCCAUUCAAAAUACUUUAAUAUUUCAAGCUUUCCCUUAAUACCAUUAGCUUGCCACUGACUGACUGCUUGGCUACUUGGAACCAGGAUGCUUGGAUGUGUUUUGGGUUUUGUUUCUUUUUAAAGUUAUGAAAUGUGGUUGAAAUGCAGAGCAAACACUUGUAGUAUAAGACGUUGAACUGAUGCAGUAACUGGCUGUUUCUGGUGUUGCGCUCCAUGGUUUGCCAUUUUUUGUGUUCACUUGGUACCUGUAUCAUAAAGCGAGAUUUGUUUGUUAGCUAGAUAACACAUUGGAUUUAAGGUAGUCUGGGCUAUAUGUAAGUGAAAGGUAACAAAGAUAAAGUCCAUUUAAACCUUAAAUCCGACAGGUUAUCUACCUAACCAACAAAACUUGCUUUGUGAUAUAAGCCCCAAGUAUUUUUUUGCAGAUAAAACUGCAGAUAAAAAACACAAACAUAGCCCAAUACUGUAAAUGUUUCCUAAUAUAUCGAUUGCUCUGGAGUAAAUUUGCAUUUUCAAAACAUGCUUUGUAGGAGACCAUACUGUGUAGAUAUAUAUGUCUUGGUAAACAGUUAAAUUGUGUUGAUAUUUGUUUUUUAUAUUUUUAAAUGGUAGAUGGUGGUAAAUGCCUGCCUAUAUAUUAAACUAAUAAUGUUUUAAAAACCAUUACUUGAAAAAUCAUAUACAUGUGCAUCAUUAAUUCCUUCUCCGUCGGAGUAGUGUGAUGUUUUUAGAAGCACUAACUAAAGGCCUCUUCUAACCGCGUCUAUUUCUAACGACACAUUUAUUCUUGGCUACUGCAGACACGACUGUGACACAAACAACAAAUUCAACCCCCUAAUUUCUCUCAUUUUUAUCAUACAAUCUUGGGAUUUGGGCCUGUGCAGAAGACAAUUUUCUCCCAGUAACAUCAUAACAUUGAUUACAUACAUACAAGGAACCUGAUAUCGUUGACCUGUUUAGAGUAAUUGGAGCUUCGUCAAAGUCUCUCCUUUAUAAAUAUGUAAAGUCACUAUAUUAACAUGUGAAGGCCUUGAAAUUUGCUGGCUUCAGUUUAAAUUUUGUAUGUUGUAGUGGUAAAUCCUAUGUAAACUGAAAUAUUUAAAACAUUCUAGUGAAAAAUUUGCUACACUGUACAAAUGGUAAUCAUGAAAGAUAAUUAAAUAAAUGCUGUUACUAACAGGUAGUAAACAUUUUAGCUAGUGAAGUAUUUUAGAUUUUCUUCCAGAUUCUAGAUUCGUACCGAUGCUUUGUGAAUCUAAAACACAUGGAUGACUUAUGCCAAAGUCAAAAACCUUUUUUAUUAUUAUUUUUAUGUGUAUAUGUGCUUGUGUGAAAAUGCUCCACUCUGAAAGAGAGAGACACAGAUGUUGAUACUAUUAGAACGUGUGUAUUUGUAUGUUCAUGUAUUUGUCUGUGUCCGUGUAGAUGUAUGCCUGAUUGUGUGUUUGUAUCUGUCGGUAGGUAUCUAUCUAUAUGCAUAUAUUUAUGCUUAAAUGUUUCAGUAUAACAUUCCAUUUAAAGACAUGUUUGUAUUAUUUUUUUUGUUUUGAAUAUUUUUCUACUGCUUUUGUAUGUUUUCUCAUGGAAUGUUCUUGGUUCCCUAACCUAACUUUCCAAUUUUAGAAUUCUUUUCAAGUGUAAAUGACUUGAAAAUGGUAUAUUUGCAUUUACAGAAGACAUAACAAACUUAUUAUUUAUAUCUUAACAAUAAACUUUGUGAACAGAAA
Brienomyrus brachyistius is the source of this 8762-nucleotide messenger RNA. It is a transcript of the gene corin, whose product is annotated as corin, serine peptidase. The record is from RefSeq and is a predicted model, not a curated record. Gene Ontology annotation, molecular function: protein binding; serine-type endopeptidase activity. Gene Ontology annotation, biological process: peptide hormone processing; acrosome reaction; regulation of blood pressure. NCBI's taxonomy places the organism in Eukaryota, Metazoa, Chordata, Actinopteri, Osteoglossiformes, Mormyridae. The transcript is spliced from 22 exons. Gene Ontology annotation, cellular component: membrane. The coding region runs from base 2428 to 5643 and encodes 1071 amino acids.